CUCAAGUAUAUGUUCAAUUUGGAAAGACUAGCUUCAUUUCAGCUACAUUUAUUUAGUGACAAGGCAUACUCUGACACCUUCGAAUACGAAUUGACAAGAAUGUUUGCAAAUUUGAGAAAUGUUCGCCAGCUAUCUUUGCUUUGUCAGAAUAUUCAUUUUAACCAAGUAUUAAAAAAUUUGAAGCCGAAUUCAAUAACCGCAUUCUAUUUGAGAGCAAUUCCAGGAAAACCUAUUAAUCGAGAUUUCUAUGUGAAACAAUUUUUGAGUGGCCAAGCCAAAUCAUUAAAGAAGGUCUUUUUGUCUGGUAAGUUUGAUGGCACCAAGAGGAAAUAUGGACUUGCCGAAUUUGACAAACUUUUCAAAAAAGACAACACCAAUGUGGCUCCAGAAUGUUUAAUUUUUCAAAUCCACAAAACUAGAACAUUGUUACAGACGUUUAAUCAGUUGGAACAGGUUUUAUAUCAGGGACAUUGUUAUUUCAUAGACCGAAUUUCAAGUGAUGAUACCUAUAUCACUCCUUGUGAUAAACUUGUUCCUAUAAGAUUAAACAAAAACCCAAUCUGAGUAUUUAAUAUGAACUUGUACGCCACCUUCUGGGUGAUUCUAAUAAAUAAUCAUGUAUUAUCAAACUAUAUAACUAAAUUCUCAUUAGCAUCAUCAUCAUAAUUAAAAUCCUCCAACGAUUCUUCAUCUCUAUAACUCGUGUUUCCCCUCCCAAUAGUUCUAUUAACGUUAUCUCUAAUGGAAGUGAAUGUGUUUCCCAACCUGCCCCAAAUCGAUGUGCUCUCCGGUGUGAUUAUCGUUCCAUUGAAGUAUGUUUCUUCUUGAUCGAUUCGAUUGUUGAUAUUGUCCACCAACACAUCAUGAAAUUGACGUCUAUUGUUUUCGUAAUUCAUAUCGGCUGCAGAAACAUCUUCAUUUCUCAAAUUGAACGGACGCAAUUGUAAUUCUCGCUUUGACAUUUCUCGGUUGACGAUCCGUUUGGCUUCGACGAUAAUCAAAUCUUGUCGUUUAGCAGGGUCACCUUCCUCAUCGUCGUCAAACAAGGUCCAGGAAUCAUACAAAUCACCAAACCCCAACUUCUUCUUAACUUUAUCAUACACUCUAAACAUAGCAAGUAUUACCGGAAUCAAAACCAAUCGAGGUGUCCAAUUGUUCAACAAGUUGAACAAUCCCGUCAAAUGAAUCGACUCCCCAAACCAUUUUUCAAAAAUUGAUUCCCUUGAAAUAAACAAUGUAAUGAAAUUGUAACUCAAGGGAAUAGUCAAUCUUGCGAUAUACAUAGUAUACCAACAUCCACUAACGGGGUCAGAUUCAUGGGCUACCAAGUGGUACAUAUUAAAAAUCUUCAAGUGAGUUAAUGAAUUCAAGGCACAGAAUAGCAUGUACGAAAACACCAAUGAUGAUAUCACAAACUGGAAGAGGGGAGCGCCGUUUAUCCCGGAUGAAUAUACCAAAUGAUUAAGUAAUGAUAAUUUUGUGGAAUGAAAGAAUUCAGAUUGUAAUAAUAUGAAUGAUGAAAUAGACAAAAACACUGAAGUUAAUCUGUUGACAGUAGGAAGGUAGUAGUACCAAUAGAUAAAGUUCACCUUUGGCGAAAACAAUACUUUAUGGUUAUCAAUCCUAAAUGAUAAUUCUCGAGAUCCUACGGAGUUUAAUGUAUCCUCCAAUCUGAUAAUCCUUCUAAACAAAUUGUUAAAUUCCGCCUGGUAUCCUACUAAUCUAUGCAAAUUCAGAUUGAAGUUCGAAUUCAACUUGGUCAUAAAUGAAUCAUUUAGUUCGCUUCUGGAAAUAUUGAUAUUUUCAUGGAUAAACUGUCUCUCGACAUUCUCUUUAAUAUCACCAGGGAUUGAAUUAUACAACUUCAAUAUCCAGUCGCGGUACUUAAAAUCCUCCAUUGAGUCACUGGUGAAGUUCCGGGUGAGUGACACCACAAUAAGAACUUGCUCUCUAAAUGAAAUCUUGACAUCUUCCAAUUCAUCCACCAAUUUAGGCAAUUUCAAAUACUGAAAGUUUAAAUCUUUUCCGAUAUUCCCCAGAAUCCAUUUGUUUCGAGGUAUGGUGAUCAAUCCAUGGGCCAUUAACCAAAGUGCCAAAAUCAAGGAGUAGACAUGUGACAAUGCAAUAAUCAUCAUUUUCAAAUGGCUGGGUGAAAGCCCCACUUCAACCAUGAGGUACACCACUCCAAGCAAAGACACACCCAACAUCACGGCCUGGAACUUCAAAUUGGCCUUGAUAGAAUCUCUCAACCUGUCCCACGUCUUGUUAUGUCCGGAUCGGUAAAACUCUAAUAACAUGGGCAAGACCAACCAGGUCAACGCAAACGUCGUCCAAUAGUUGACUUUCCAGAUUAUGAGGAUAACUGAAUCUGGCAAUUUAAACCAUAUGAGUUCCAGAGUGCUAUUAUGACUUAUAUAAUCCAAUGGAAGCAAGAAUAUGAUUGACAUGGGGAUAAACACUGCUAGUGUAAUGGUCUUUGUUUCCGGAGCUAAUGGCUACAUCGCUCAACACGUAGUUAAACAAUUACUCGCCAAGGGGUAUACUGUUGUUGGAUCAGUCAGAUCAGAAUCCAAAGGAGAUGAAUUAAAAUUGUUAAUUCAAAACGAAAAGUUUUCUUAUGAAGUGAUUCCUACCCUUUCUGACAAAAAUGCAUUUGAUGCUGCACUUAAGAAACAUCCCGAAGUUACUGUGUUCUUACAUACCGCCUCCCCUGUUUCAUUUGCAAUUGAAGAUGUUGAAAAUGAUUUAGUUAAACCGGCAAUUGAAGGUACACUCAAUGCUCUUAGAUCUAUUAAGGAGCAUGCACCCCAAAUUACCAGAGUAGUUAUUACUUCAUCUGCAGUGGCAAUGUGGGGAUUUGGAUCUCACUUUGAUGGUAACAAAGUCCACGAUGAACUCGACUGGAGCCCAAUUACUUAUGAAGAAGGAUUAGCUGGUGCCUCCUUUGGAUACAAGAGUUCCAAAAAGUAUGCUGAAUUGGCUGCACAUGAUUUUAUGACCAAGGAAAAACCAAAUUUUGCAAUCACUUAUGUUCAUCCAACUUAUACUUUUGGCCCCCAGGCUUACGUUGUUAAGGAUAAGAAAAACUUAAACCUCUCUAAUGAAAUUGUUAAUCAAGUAAUUAAGUUAGGUAAAGAUGACGAGAUUCCUGAACAUGGAAACGUGUUUGCUGAUGUAAGAGACGUGGCUCAAGCCCAUAUAGUUGCAUUUGAAAGUGAUGAAGCUAUUGGACAAAGAUUGUUGCUUGCUUCGGGAGAUUUCACUCUUGAUUCAGUGGCUGAGAUUAUUAAUAGAAGAUUCCCACAUUCUAAUGUUCCCAGAGGUGACGUUUCUAGGAAUGAGGAGAUUAAAAAGAAGAUGAUCCAUAAAUAUGAUAAUUCAAAAACAAGAAAAAUUCUUGGGUUUGAGUUUAAAACUCUUGAAGAGUCUAUUUAUGAUAUGGUAGAACAGUUGGACAAUGCUUAGACUUGUGUAAUCCGUAUAUUCGAAUCUCAUAUGCCCGAAAUGUUCAUGUGUAA
Messenger RNA from Spathaspora passalidarum NRRL Y-27907, 3518 nucleotides. RefSeq lists its product as uncharacterized. The record is from RefSeq and is a predicted model, not a curated record. Gene Ontology annotation, molecular function: oxidoreductase activity, acting on the CH-OH group of donors, NAD or NADP as acceptor. The transcript is spliced from 2 exons. The coding region runs from base 2437 to 3465 and encodes 342 amino acids. NCBI's taxonomy places the organism in Eukaryota, Fungi, Ascomycota, Pichiomycetes, Serinales, Debaryomycetaceae.